AAAUACCAGCUCGAUUGUGCCAGACGAUUGCUCUCAGUGUUGGUGUGUUAGUUGCCAUUGUCCAUCAAUUUGGGUCAUCUUCUUCACUGGAUGGGUGUCAGUGGUCCGUCUGUCCAAACCCAACCUCAGGCUCUGCAUGUCUCUCCUCUCCUCCUCCUGUCCCUCUGUUCAGCUUGCUUUCGCUUCGUGAGCAUCAUCAUCCAUCUUGUCUAUCUCUUCCGUCCCGUCCGUCUCCUACGCCUCAUUCGUCUGUUUCCAUUGUAGCAGGGUUGCACUAAUCACGCACCAGCAACCUCAUCAACCUUCAACACUCAUCAGCACCGGAGGACGAGCCAGAGAUCCCGCACUCUACGACCUCUCCCGUCAGGACGCUAGUCUACAGCUUCUUCCCCCACAUCGCUCCGGUUUUUGCCUAGAUUAAUCUUCUUGGAAACUGAAGUUCGCCGUCGUGGGUCUCUGCCCUCCUUCGGUCGCGGUGUGUGUGUGUGUGUUUUUUGUUUUUUUGUUUGUUUGUUUUUUUCCAGCUUUUGCUUUCAGGGGCUCUGCACUGCAAUGGGUUUUCCUUGAAACCCACUUUAUCCACCACAUAUCAUAUUCCUUUGGUUUUCUCCGGCACCUCUCUUGUUUGCAACCUACUCCCCAGAACUGGCUGCCUGUCUACAUUAGGACGAUGGAGAAACUUGCACCUGCAAGGUGUGCGUUUCUCUUGAUUCUGGCCCUCGUCGUUCUUCCAUCUGUGCAAGGUGUGGAGAAGGUGAAAGUUGAGUUGUACUCUGAGGCACUAUGUCCGUAUUGCGCCGAUUUCAUUAUCAAUUAUCUGAAUCCAUUUUUCAACAACGGAUUAAUUGACAUUGUGGAGCUUCGCAUUAUCCCCUACGGAAAUGCUCGCGUUUUAGAUGGGUCCUUGAUUUGCCAACAUGGGCCGGAUGAGUGCGAACUCAACAUCAUUCAGACGUGUGCUAUUCGACUGUGGCCUAAAGUGACGGAUUGGUUCCCCUUCAUCUACUGCUUGGAGACUCUUGACAGGAGAACAGCAGCUAAGAACUGGAAAUCAUGUGUACAUCCAUCACGCCUUGACCUCGAACCUCUUAUUGAGUGCUCUGCUACCCCCCUCGGUGCAAAGCUGGAAAUGGAGUUUGCUGCCGAGACCGACAGGUUGCAACCACCACACAAGUAUGUUCCAUGGGUGCUUGUAAAUGGCGAGCCUUUGAUGGACAAUUAUGAGGAUGUGGCUUCGUAUGUAUGCAAAGCAUACCAAGGAAACAAGCCUGCUGUAUGCUCAAGGCUGGAGCACGAGACUAUAAAAACCCAACCAGCUGGACUGUGUGUGAGAGAGUAUGUGUCACAGGCGUCAUACUAAAUCACCAUCAUUAUCACCCAGCCACUGUGCCUCGUCCAUAAGCUAAGUUCUGAAGGGAUGCUGGGCUAACGAAUGGUACAUUAUCUUUAAAUGGUUUAGGUGUUUCUUAGUAUUAUUCUUCUUUUACCUUAAGAUUCUUUACAUAAACACAUCGUCAUGCUUUGGAUUGCAAUAGGGAUUGAUACACAGUAGCAGUGUAUAUGUGCAAAGAGACAAGAGCUUUCUUGUAGAGAUACCUUUAGUUGAGUGAUGUUUGAGUUGCUGACGGGCAGGCCCAACACUUUCUCAUGCUUGAAAUUGUGGGCUAGGAUGUGAUGAGGUUGUCCCAAAGUUGAGGAUGUAAGCUUGGAGUCGUUGCUAUGAAUGUGAUAUACAUAUAUUGUACCUUGUU
Molecule: messenger RNA, 1751 nt
Organism: Physcomitrium patens
Lineage: Eukaryota; Viridiplantae; Streptophyta; Bryopsida; Funariales; Funariaceae
Product: gamma-interferon-responsive lysosomal thiol protein
Molecular function (GO): oxidoreductase activity, acting on a sulfur group of donors, disulfide as acceptor
Source: RefSeq, a predicted model, not a curated record